Messenger RNA from Lodderomyces orthopsilosis Co 90-125, 1242 nucleotides. RefSeq names its product Dcc1p (gene DCC1). Gene Ontology annotation, biological process: maintenance of mitotic sister chromatid cohesion; mitotic sister chromatid cohesion. Gene Ontology annotation, cellular component: nucleus; Ctf18 RFC-like complex; chromosome, centromeric region. The record is from RefSeq and is a predicted model, not a curated record. NCBI's taxonomy places the organism in Eukaryota, Fungi, Ascomycota, Pichiomycetes, Serinales, Debaryomycetaceae. The coding region runs from base 1 to 1242 and encodes 413 amino acids. The transcript has a single exon.
AUGACAUCGGUACCAGUAUAUCAACAACUUCGACCCGAUGCUAAUUUCACCUACAAAUUAAUUCAACUCCCACCUAAUCUUCUAUCGCAUUUGUCAUUUGGUGAUUGCAAUGCAAAAUACCUUGAUUUGAAAACCAAACCUAUAAAUCCAAAUGCUGCACCAUCUUCAGAUGAUAGUGAGGGUGAUACUGUUGUUGUGUGUACUCGGGAUUCAACAUUCAAAUUACGACAAAAUAAUCAUUCUAAUUGUGUCUUACUCAUGAAUCAGCGUCGAAUCAAUCAUGAUCAAAGAGAUGGUGAUAAUGGUGAUCGUAACGAAGAUGCGGAGGCGUUGAUGGGGUUCAGCCGAAGUAACUAUGUUUAUGAAUUGACACAAAUUCCCGGCUCAAUUUUAGAUAUUUUGCCUGAAUACAACAACCGCCAAAAUGGCGCUACUCAAUUAGGUAAAAAGUUCAUGUCAAGGAAUAAAUUGGCUGAAUUGAGUCCUUGUUCGCCCACUGAAUUUGAUAAAAUUUACAUUGACUCAUGUCUCUGUGAAAUAACUAAUGAAAACAACGACAAAUUUGUUUACAAACUAACCCAAAAUGUAAUUUCACAAAUUUUGCAUACUUUUAUCACGUAUUUAAUCAGUGAAUCAAAACAAACUCAAAGUUUCACUAUAGAUAAGCUUACUUUACAUUGUAAUGUGGCCUUCAAAAGUUGGCAACCAUCAAUGAUUGAUGCUGUAAUUUUUAAAUUCACAAUUUGUGCUCGAGAGGAUUCUCAAAAUCGACCAAACCCCACAGUCACCAAUGAUGGUCUUUUACCUGGUCCAUUACGAUUGCAUGAUGAUGCCAUAACUCGUUGGUUUGGUAUUCAAGAACUAUCAAAACUAGCACAUUCCUUCGGCACACCAACUACAGUGGCUGAUUUCUUAUUGAAUUGGAAGACUGCAUUACCUUCAUUCUACAACGUUCCAUUGGAUAUUGUUCAACUACGCGGCCACUACUACACUGCAAACACCACCAACACCACUAACAGUUCAUCCCAGUUGGUUUAUUUCAUCAAUCAAUCAUCCCUAAGUCGUGAUGUCGCCACUCGAUUCAAACAAUUGCUUACAAUUCAAUCUAAUUGGAAAUAUGAUGAAUUUGUGGCUUGUUUGCAACCAGUGUUGGAACAUGGUAAGAAAGUCGAUACGGUGAUCUUGAAAUAUGGGAAAAAGAAACGGGUUAAACGGGAUCAAUUUGUUGUAUGUGGGAGGUAA